GCCGCUUCUUCUUCCUCCCACCAACACAUUUCGCUUUGCAUAACAGUUGCAGUCAAUUGUUUAGUUAAAUUAAAUCAAUUAAAAUGUCCAAGGCGGCUGGCAAACUGAAGUCCCUGAAGAAGACAGUGGAACGCGUGACGCACACGAGCAAGCUGAAGACGAAUAUUCCCGCGGGCAUGGCCGCUGCAGGACCGCCAUUGGGUCCCAUGUUGGGACAGAGAGCCAUCAACAUAGCCGCCUUUUGCAAGGACUUCAACGCCAAGACUGCGGAAAUGAAGGAGGGCGUGCCGCUGCCCUGCCGCAUAUCCGUGAACAGCGAUCGCAGCUACGACCUGGUCAUCCAUCAUCCGCCGGCCACCUUCUUCCUGAAACAGGCGGCGGGUAUCCAAAGGGGCACCAUGACGCCCGGCAAGGAGGUCGCCGGCAUGAUCACCCUCAAGCAUUUGUACGAGAUUGCGGCAAUCAAGAUCCAGGAUCCGCCCAAUGCCCUGCUCACCAUGCAGCAAAUGUGUGAGAUGCUCAUCAGCAUUGCCCGCACCUGUGGCAUCAAGGUGGUCAGGGAAAUAGACCCGGCGGCCUAUGGCGAGUUCCUCGAGGAGCGCAAGACCAUUGUGGAGCAGCAGCGGCGCGAGUUGCAGGAGAAGCGGGAGGCCAAGAUGUUGCGCACGGGAUAGGUUUGCUAUUCUGCACACUGCUUUUAAUUGUUAAAAUACAUUUAUACUUAAAGUGAAAGAACUAA
This is a messenger RNA of Drosophila biarmipes, 739 nucleotides long. It is a transcript of the gene mRpL11, whose product is annotated as 39S ribosomal protein L11, mitochondrial. Gene Ontology annotation, molecular function: structural constituent of ribosome; large ribosomal subunit rRNA binding. Bases 84 to 674 code for a protein of 196 amino acids. Lineage: Eukaryota; Metazoa; Arthropoda; Insecta; Diptera; Drosophilidae. The transcript has 3 exons. Gene Ontology annotation, biological process: translation. Gene Ontology annotation, cellular component: ribosome; mitochondrial large ribosomal subunit. The record is from RefSeq and is a predicted model, not a curated record.